This is a messenger RNA of Homalodisca vitripennis (glassy-winged sharpshooter), 1688 nucleotides long. Its product is annotated as cysteine protease ATG4B-like. Gene Ontology annotation, molecular function: protein-phosphatidylethanolamide deconjugating activity. Bases 252 to 1445 code for a protein of 397 amino acids. The transcript has 10 exons. Lineage: Eukaryota; Metazoa; Arthropoda; Insecta; Hemiptera; Cicadellidae. The record is from RefSeq and is a predicted model, not a curated record.
AUCGGAAUGGAAUUGAAUGUUGAUUGGAUUGGAACGAGGGACCCUACAAGGUUUAGCCUUGCUUCUGCUUGAUUCGACGACAAUAUUUUAAUAAAGGGUGGUAGUGGUGGGUGGACAAGAUAGUAGUGACAAGACGAGUGAAAGAGGAAACAAAGAAGACAGACUCAAGAAGAGGUUGUGAGAGUUAUUUUGCUCAGUGCAAGUGCAAAUGUAACAUUCUUCCUUCUCAGCAUAUUUUCGUGUGGGAAUGUAUGGAUUUCACCAAAAAGCUAAUAAAAAAGCGCAGUAAGCCGCUAGGCAUACUCAACAUGGACAUGAUGCUGGAGGCGUACCUGACCCAUGAGGCCAGGGGCCUGGAUACUGAGGACAUCCCACACACAAAGGAGCCGGUCUGGAUACUUGGUCGUCAGUAUAACGCCAUCAAUGACCUAGAAGAGAUCAGAAGAGAUAUCCAAUCUCGACUGUGGUUCUCCUACCGGAAGGGCUUUGUGCAGAUCGGGGAUUCUGGCUUGACGUCUGACAAGGGUUGGGGCUGUAUGUUGCGUUGCGGCCAGAUGCUCAUCGGCCAGGCUCUGCUCUUCCUACACCUCGGGCGAGACUGGAGGUGGAAUGCUCAGUGUCGGGACCGAACGUACCUCCGUAUCUUGCGCAUGUUCGAGGAUCGGCGAACAGCUCCAUACUCCAUCCACCAAAUAGCACUUAUGGGUGCGUCCGAGGGCAAGCAGGUUGGCGAGUGGUUCGGGCCCAACACUGUAGCACAAGUACUCAGAAAACUCUCCGUGUACGAUGAAUGGAGUUCAGUCGCAUUUCACGUAGCCCUAGACAACACGAUAGUCAUCAACGAUGUUCGACGUUUGUGCACAGAAGCUCCAAGGCCCGGAGAGCUGAGGAGAAGAGUCCGACACUGGAAACCUCUAGUUCUGGUCAUUCCACUUAGACUUGGUAUCACAGAUAUCAAUCCUGUCUACGUCCAGGCUAUCAAGGCUAGUUUCACAUUCAAGCAGUCCCUAGGUCUGAUAGGAGGCAAGCCAAACCAUGCCCUGUACUUCAUUGGUUGUGUUGGCAACGAUGUCAUAUUCCUGGAUCCUCACACAACCCAGAGUAUAGGAGUGGUGAAUGGGAAAGAACAUGAGCAUGAUUCAAAAAUGGACUCAUCGUACCACUGCAGUCAGGCCAACAGAUUACACAUAUUGAACAUGGAUCCAUCAGUGGCAGUCAGUUUCUUCUGCAAAACAGAGGCCGAGUUCGAGGGACUGUGCGAGUGUAUCCGUGUCCAGAUGGUGACACCUGACCGCAAACCGUUGGUGGAGCUGAGAGAAGAACAACGGGAGCACUGGACGCCCCUGGAUGACACGGCUGCUGACGCCCUCGGAGCUACCGCAUUGUCCUUCUACGAGGAUCGACAGUUUGAUGAUUCCGACGAUGACUUCGAGCUGCUCGGCUGAGUGAGGGGUGCUCGGCAAAGCUUGACUCAGCUCGCGGAGUAGGAGUGCCUUGACCUGCCCCACGCCCGCACACCUCUUGUACAAACCUCUGUAAAAUAUUCUUGUUUCUAUCUGUUUUUAAUUUCUUAUUCUGUAAUCCUUACUGAAUAUACUUACACCAGAUUGUCAUAGUUAUUAUAAUAUUGUUCUGUUGCGGAUUAUGUAUGAUAAAUUUUAUAUUAAAAUUAUUAUGUGUAUUUAUUA